Rotaria sordida is the source of this 1613-nucleotide messenger RNA. Lineage: Eukaryota; Metazoa; Rotifera; Eurotatoria; Philodinida; Philodinidae. The record is from the annotation of a GenBank genome assembly.
UAUAUAUAUAUAAUAUUAACAUAUUUUCUUUCUUAAUUCAAUCUUUUACAGGUUAUUCUGGUUAUCAUUUGGAUAUUGACAAAGAACUUUUUCUCUGGUCUGUAAUAACAGGUAAACGUGAGUUUAAUCUAUUAUUUUGGUCUCGUGGUAAAAAUAAAGUCUGUGCGGCAUUAAUUGCUGCAUUAGUUUAUAGAAAACGUGCUCGUAAAGAUCAUGAUAAUAGUUAUUAUCAAACAGCUGAUGAAUUUGAAAACUUAGCUGUACAAAUUCUUGAUCGAUUUUAUCAAAUUAAUUCUCGUGCAUGUGUAAAAGCAAUUAUACGACAAAUACCAUCCUAUGGUAAUGUCACAUGGUUAGAAUUAGCUAUAAAAGCUGAAGCUAAACAAUUUAUUGCUCAACGAGCAGUACAAGAUGUACUCAAUAAUAUUUGGUAUGGAUAUAUUGAUCACAAAGAAAGUGAAAUGAAAAUCAUCUUUUCGACAAUUAUGUUUUGGUAUAGUGGUUUCCUUCGUUAUCACGAUAAAUUAGUUAAAACAAGUGACCCAACAAGAUUUAUAGAUGAAUUACUUAGUAAAGCAAAUUUACCACAACAAAGUCAAACAACAAAACCACUGCAUUCGAUGAACAAGCCAACAGAUGAUAUUCAAAUGAGAUUAAUGCAUGGUGUUGCAAGUGUAGAUAAUACUCCUGUUGAUUUCAUCGCUGUUGGCUUUUGCGAAAAGGCAAACAAUCAAAUUUCUCAAUAUUUUAAAAAUAUUUUAAAAUUUCUACGUGCUCCAUAUGUUAAAUAUCUAUAUAAUUUAUAUUUUCAUGUGAUCUUUUUAUCUCUUUUUUCUUACAUGAUAUUAUCUGAUUUUUUUCCUCUGUAUGAAUUUCAAUCGGAUGUAUGUGGACCAAAUAGUCCGCCUGAGAGACAAGAAUAUGGUAGUAAUAAUAGUUCAUUGAUAAAAGAUAAUCAAAUUAAUACGAAUAUAACAGUUCCAUAUGGAUUUCAAAAACAUGAUCGACCAUCUAUGUCAGAAUAUAUACUUUUUAUUUGGGUUACAACAUUACUUUGUGAAGAAAUUCGACAAUUCUUUUCAUUAGAAGCAAAAUCGAUUCGGAAUGCAAUGGUCGCAUAUUUUGAAGUAUUUUGGAAUAAAUUAGAUGUUAUAGCAAUACUACUUUUUUAUGUUGGUUUUAUACUUCGAUUUCUGCCAUAUACAGAAUGUUUUUGUGCAGCACGUAUUGUUUUCUCAGUUGAUAUAACAAUAUGGUUUAUACGUUCAUUAGAUCUAUUUGCUGCUAUUAAACGACUUGGUCCUAAACUUGUUAUGAUUGGUGAAAUGAUGCAUGAUUUGAAAUUUUAUAUGAUUAUGUUAGUUGUAUUUAUUAUGGGAUUUGGUGUAUCAUCUUAUAGUCUUAUUUAUGGUGCAAAAGCAUUUACUUGGCAUUUACCACGUGAAAUAAUAAAUCUUGCUUAUUGGCAAAUAUUUGGAGAACUAAAUGCAUUAGAUUCAUUUGAACACAAUUAUCGUCCAAAUGGGUAUGCUGUAUUUAUUUUACUUGUUAUUUAUAUGGCAAUUGUUAAUAUACUUUUGGUUAAUUUACUUAUUGCAAUGUUCAGGUAUUGA